Messenger RNA from Spathaspora passalidarum NRRL Y-27907, 630 nucleotides. Its product is annotated as GET complex subunit. Gene Ontology annotation, biological process: tail-anchored membrane protein insertion into ER membrane. The transcript has a single exon. The coding region runs from base 1 to 630 and encodes 209 amino acids. The record is from RefSeq and is a predicted model, not a curated record. Lineage: Eukaryota; Fungi; Ascomycota; Pichiomycetes; Serinales; Debaryomycetaceae. Gene Ontology annotation, cellular component: GET complex.
AUGCUUACGUUAGACAUUGAUCCAUACACUGUUGUUGUCUCAGUGUUUGUCAUUCUACUUACCCAGCAGAUUAUCAAACAAAUUGGAAAAUCAACAAUCCAGGAAUUCUUAUGGUUGGGAUAUAUCCACUAUGGUACCAAACUCAACUUCUCAUCCCAAUUUACACAACUUGCCCAGGCUAAAGAACAAUUGCACCAGCUCAACAAGGAGAAACGUACUAUAAGUGCUCAAGAUGAAUAUGCAAAAUGGACUAAGCUCAAUAGAAAGUGCGAUAAACUCACUGCAGAUAUCGCCUCAUUGACUGAGGACAUCUCUCAAAGUAGGGCCAGCAUAGAUAAGUUGACGGGAAGGUUGAUCAUGUUGUCCACCACACUUCCAUUGUGGUUCUUUAGAAUCUUUAGCCGUAAGACUCAUUUAUUCUACUUUAGUUCCGGAAUUUUCCCCUGGUACAUUGAACGGGUAUUGCUGUUGCCUUUCCUUCCGGCUGGUGCGGUAGGAUUGACUAUUUGGAUGUAUGCCGUCAAUCUGGUUCUUUCCAACGUCCUUUUCUUGAUUUCGUUUGCGUUUGCUGGUAAGAAGGUCAAGCCAGCUAAACCAGAAAAGAAAAUCGUCGAAGAAAAGUCUCUUUAA